Molecule: messenger RNA, 1074 nt
Organism: Ogataea angusta
Lineage: Eukaryota; Fungi; Ascomycota; Pichiomycetes; Pichiales; Pichiaceae
Exons: 1
Coding region: 1-1074 (357 amino acids)
Biological process (GO): alcohol metabolic process
Molecular function (GO): alcohol dehydrogenase (NADP+) activity; zinc ion binding
Source: RefSeq, a predicted model, not a curated record
AUGUAUCCGGAGACUUUUGAAGGAUUCGCUGUGACCGAUACUUCGAAGUGGUCUACAGUGUCCAAGAUUGAAUUCAAGCCUAAGCCGUUUGAGGACUACGAUGUCGACGUUCGAAUUCUUGCAUGCGGAGUCUGCGGAUCCGAUGUCCACACAGUCAAGGGAGGCUGGAGCCAGCCUAUGCUGCCAGUCAUUCCCGGUCAUGAAAUUAUUGGUGAAGUUAUUAAGGUGGGAGAUAAGGUCAGCACCGUCAAGGUUGGUGAUCGGGUCGGUGUGGGUGCUCAGAUAUAUUCCUGCCUAGAUUGCGAGACGUGUAAGGAAGAUCACGAGAACUACUGCCCAAAGAGGGUCGGUACUUACAACUCGCUAUACGCUGAUGGUACUGUGACCUAUGGUGGCUACUCGUCGCAUAUUCGUGCCCAUGAGUACUUUGUUUUCCCAAUUCCUGAUGGUCUCAAAACGGAAGACGCAGCACCUAUGCUUUGCGCGGGCAUCACCACGUAUGCUCCUCUGGUUGAAAAUGGUUGCGGUCCUGGAAAAAAGGUCGGAAUCGUUGGAAUUGGUGGGCUGGGUCAUUUCGCCAUUAUGUUUGCAAAGGCCCUAGGAGCCGAGGUGUACACAUUCUCAAGGACCAGUAAGAAAGCAGAGGAUGCCAAAAAGCUAGGAAGCGAUCAUUAUAUUGCAACCUAUGAGGAAAAGGACUGGGCACAGAAGUAUGCGAAAAAACUUGAUCUGAUUGUUUCUUGCGGCAAUUCGGCUCAGAACUUUGAUCUGGCUGGGUAUCUAUCUUGUCUGAAAGUUCAUGGAAAAAUGAUUUCUGUUGGACUGCCUGAGGAACCAUUCACUGUCAGUGCUAUGCCAUUCAUGAGAGGAGGAGUCUUUUUCGGCUCAUCUCAUCUGGGAAACAGACCGCAGAUGUUGGACAUGCUGAAGCUUGCGGCUGAAAAGAACCUUGUUGCCUGGACGGAACGUCUACCAGUUUCAGAGAGUGGCAUCAAGGAAGCUCUUGAGAGAUGCCACUCAGGAGACGUUAGAUACAGAUUUGUUUUGACUGACUAUGACAAGUUCCACGCUUGA